Molecule: messenger RNA, 7351 nt
Organism: Gallus gallus (chicken)
Lineage: Eukaryota; Metazoa; Chordata; Aves; Galliformes; Phasianidae
Gene: KCNT1
Product: potassium sodium-activated channel subfamily T member 1
Exons: 31
Coding region: 683-4486 (1267 amino acids)
Biological process (GO): potassium ion transport
Cellular component (GO): membrane
Molecular function (GO): intracellular sodium-activated potassium channel activity
Source: RefSeq, a predicted model, not a curated record
GUCCAGCUGUGUUCAAUUUGCUGCAGAGUGGUUGGCAAUAUCACCCUUUCCCUUGGGCAAAAAUCACACUCCUGUAAUGAAGGAGGUACUGUUUGUUUGUUUUUUUUCUUCUUUCUUCAAUUUAUUCACAUAGUGAAUGGAGAAAUGUUGAGGUAACCCCUUCAGGAGAUGGUUCUGGAGCCCCACGUCACCAUGGGCUCUAUCGCCCUGUGCCUUUGCCAUCCCCACGCGCUGUGCCAUGGUGCAGGAGCAGUGUGUGCGCCAUGGUGCUGGGUGAGCGCUGGGCACAUUUUGGAGGCCGUGGAGCUUCGCUGCCAGGGCUGAGCCAUACAGGCGUUGUUGUGACACGGAGCCUUCCUCCUCCUCUCAGCCAUUCUUCAGUCACUGUUGAUGGGACACGGGGGCAGCACUCACUCUGGCAGGCGCUCAGUUCUAUGGAUGUGCCACGAUGUGUGCACAGACCCACACCCAACCCCCCACCCCCCUUCCUGUCCCAGUGUCAUGCAGUGGUGUCCGUCCGUCCCCAGUCCCGUCUGGCAGCACCAUGGCCAUCCCCAGAACCCAUCCUGGGGCAGUGCUGGCAGUGGGCUGCAGAGAUGUCUCCGUUCAUUCCAAAGCUCUCUGACUGUCUCACUUGCAUCCCGCUUCCCACUGCGGGAGAUGUAAUGAGACAUUUCCCAGGAUGAGAAUGCUGUUUCCUGGCCAACUGCAGUGGGAGCGCGGGGAUUGGAGGUGCAGGGACCUGCCAAUGGUUUUUCCUCUCUUUCCAAAGCUACGUUUAUUUGAAGGUACAUUUCUCAUGGCAAAAUAUUUCAGUUGGUUUGAAAUAGAGCAAAAGCAUCUCGGGCACGUGAGCCCCUCUGGGAGCAGCGGGCAGCAGCCAGCCUUGGAGCAGGUGGUGCUGGGGCUGUGCCUGGGCAUUGCUUUGGGGCCAUCUCAGCUUCCCGACAGCUGCCAGCCCAGGGCCGGAGCUGUGCCUGCCUGCGCCAUGGGGACGAGGAGCUCGGGGGUGCAGGUGGAGUUCUACGUCAAUGAGAACACCUUCAAGGAGCGCCUGAAGCUCUUCUUCAUCAAAAACCAGAGAUCGAGUCUGAGGAUCCGACUGUUCAACUUCUCCCUGAAGCUGCUCACCUGCCUGCUGUACAUCGUGCGUGUGCUGCUCGACAACCCAGAGGAGGGCAUAGGAUGCUGGGAAUGCGAGAAGCAGAACUACACGCUCUUCAAUCAGUCCACCAAGAUCAACUGGUCACACAUCUUCUGGGUGGACAGAAAGCUGCCGCUGUGGGCUGUGCAGGUCAGCAUCGCCCUGAUCAGCUUUCUGGAGACCAUGCUGCUCAUCUAUCUCAGCUACAAGGGGAACAUCUGGGAGCAGAUUUUCCGCAUUUCGUUCAUCCUUGAGAUGAUCAACACAGUGCCCUUCAUUAUCACAAUAUUUUGGCCUCCUCUGCGGAAUUUGUUCAUCCCUGUCUUUCUGAACUGCUGGCUCGCCAAGUACGCCCUGGAGAACAUGAUAAAUGACCUGCACCGUGCCAUCCAGAGGACCCAGUCUGCCAUGUUCAACCAGGUGCUCAUCCUCAUCUGCACCCUCCUGUGUCUCGUCUUCACUGGCACCUGCGGCAUCCAGCAUUUGGAGAGAGCAGGAGAGAAGCUCUCCCUCUUCAAGUCCUUCUACUUUUGCAUCGUCACCUUUUCCACUGUGGGCUAUGGGGAUGUGACACCCAAGAUCUGGCCUUCCCAGCUCCUUGUCGUCAUCAUGAUCUGUGUUGCGCUGGUUGUGCUGCCGCUGCAGUUCGAGGAACUUGUCUACUUGUGGAUGGAGCGGCAGAAGUCGGGGGGCAACUACAGCCGGCACCGUGCCCAGACAGAGAAGCACGUCGUGCUGUGUGUCAGCUCACUCAAGAUUGACCUCCUCAUGGACUUCCUCAAUGAGUUCUAUGCCCACCCACGCCUGCAGGACUACUACGUGGUGAUCCUCUGCCCCACGGAGAUGGACAUCCAGGUGCGGCGGGUACUGCAGAUCCCUCUGUGGUCACAGCGGGUGAUCUACCUGCAGGGCUCCGCGCUGAAGGACCAGGACCUCAUGAGAGCCAAGAUGGACAAUGGGGAAGCCUGCUUCAUUCUCAGCAGCCGGAAUGAGGUGGACCGCACGGCGGCGGACCACCAGACCAUCCUGAGAGCCUGGGCCGUGAAAGAUUUUGCCCCAAACUGCCCUCUCUAUGUGCAGAUCCUGAAGCCAGAGAACAAGUUUCAUGUCAAGUUUGCUGAUCACGUCGUCUGUGAGGAGGAGUGCAAGUAUGCCAUGCUGGCGCUCAACUGUGUCUGCCCCGCCACCUCCACGCUCAUCACGCUGCUGGUGCACACCUCCCGUGGGCAGGAGGGCCAGGAGUCCCCGGAGCAGUGGCAGAGGAUGUACGGGCGCUGCUCGGGCAAUGAGGUCUACCACAUCCGCAUGGGUGACAGCAAGUUCUUCAUGGAGUACGAGGGGAAGAGCUUCACCUACGCCGCCUUCCAUGCGCACAAGAAGUAUGGCGUCUGCCUGAUUGGCAUCCGCAGGGAGGAGAACAAGAGCAUCCUGCUGAACCCCGGCCCGCGGCACAUCAUGGCUGCGUCCGACACCUGCUUCUACAUCAACAUCACCAAGGAGGAGAACUCUGCCUUCAUCUUCAAGCAGGCAGAGAAGCAGAAGAAGAAGGGCUUUGCAGGCAGGGGCACCUAUGACGGCCCUUCCCGCCUGCCCGUGCACAGCAUCAUCGCCAGCAUGGGUACAGUGGCCAUGGACCUGCAGAACACUGAGUGCCGCCCCACCAACAGCAGCAAGCUGGCGCUGCCAGCAGAGAACGGCUCAGGCAACCGCCGGCCCAGCAUCGCGCCUGUGCUCGAGCUGGCUGACACCUCAUCCCUGCUGCCCUGCGACCUGCUCAGCGACCAGUCAGAGGAUGAGAUGACACAGUCAGACGAGGAGGGCUCAGCAGUGGUGGAGUACGUGAAGGGCUACCCACCCAACUCCCCGUACAUCGGCAGCUCGCCAACCCUAUGCCACCUCUUGCCUGAGAAAGCCCCAUUCUGCUGCCUGCGGCUGGACAAGGGCUGCAAGCACAACAGCUUUGAAGAUGCCAAAGCCUAUGGCUUUAAGAACAAGUUGAUCAUCGUGUCGGCAGAGACUGCAGGCAAUGGGCUGUAUAACUUCAUCGUCCCACUGCGUGCCUACUAUCGGUCUCGCAAAGAGUUGAACCCAAUUGUGUUGCUUCUGGACAACAAACCAGAGCACCACUUUCUGGAAGCCAUCUGUUGUUUCCCCAUGGUUUACUACAUGGAAGGCACCAUUGACAACCUGGACAGCCUGCUGCAGUGCGGCAUCAUCUACGCCGACAACCUGGUGGUCGUGGACAAGGAGAGCACCAUGAGUGCUGAGGAGGACUACAUGGCGGAUGCAAAGACGAUCGUCAACGUCCAGACCAUGUUCAGGCUCUUUCCCAGCCUCAGCAUCAUCACAGAGCUGACCCAUCCCUCCAACAUGAGGUUCAUGCAGUUCAGAGCAAAGGACAGCUACUCCUUAGCCCUUUCCAAGCUAGAGAAGAAAGAGCGCGAGAAUGGCUCCAACCUGGCCUUCAUGUUCCGCCUGCCCUUCGCUGCGGGGAGGGUCUUCAGCAUCAGCAUGCUGGACACGCUGCUCUACCAGUCAUUUGUGAAGGACUACAUGAUCACCAUCACCCGGCUGCUGCUGGGCCUCGACACCACGCCGGGCUCUGGCUACCUCUGUGCGAUGAAGAUCACGGAGGACGACCUGUGGAUCCGGACCUACGGGCGCCUCUUCCAGAAGCUCUGCUCCUCCAGCGCUGAGAUCCCCAUCGGCAUUUACCGGACGGAGUCGCACAUGUUCGCCACCUCCGAGCCCCAUGACAUCAGAGCACAGUCACAGAUCUCCAUCAACGUGGAGGACUGCGAGGACACGAAGGACGUGAAGGAGCACUGGGGCAUCAAGACGGGCCACCACAGGAACUCGUGCUCCAGUGACCAAUCCGAGCACCCGCUGCUGCGGCGCAAGAGCAUGCAGUGGGCACGGCGGCUGAGCAGGAAGGGCAACAAGCACUCUGGCAAGACAGCCGAGUGGAUCAGCCAGCAGCGGCUCAGCCUGUACCGCCGCUCCGAGCGGCAGGAGCUGUCCGAGCUCGUCAAGAACCGCAUGAAGCACCUGGGUUUGCCCACCACCGGGUACGAGGAUGUAGCAAAUUUAACAGCCAGUGAUGUGAUGAAUCGGGUAAACCUGGGAUAUUUGCAAGAUGAGAUGAAUGACCACCAGAACACUUUGUCCUACGUCCUGAUCAACCCACCCCCAGACACACGGCUGGAGCUGAACGACAUCGUGUACCUCAUCCGCUCCGACCCGCUGGCACACGUGGCCAACGAUGGGCACAGCCGCAAGAGCAGCUGCAGCAACAAGCUGGGCCCCUGCAACCCCGAGACACGGGAUGAGACCCAGCUCUGAGCGCACCUCAUGUGCUGCGGGGAUGAAAGCGAUGGGACAGGCGGGCAGGCAGUCGGGCAGAAGCACCACGUGGGAGUUUUUAACUUUUUAUACCAAUACCGCAACUAGUGAGAAAGUCUUUGCUGGUGCUGGUGGUGAGACUGGAGCUACAACGCGGCCCGUUGGGGCAGGAGGCCGUGUUUGGAAUUGUCCCCAAAUGAUGCAGGCUGUUUGCAUUGGAUGGGGGCACUGCUGAGCCAAGGGCAGCCGCCCUGUGCUCGUCCUGCUCCUCUUUGCUGGGUGUCCGGGAUGGAUAGCCCAAAUUUGGCUCUUUCACCCCAAUGCUCUCCUUGCUUGUUGGCUUGUCCUGGGGGCUGCACGGAGACAAUGGGGAAGAAGGGGAUGGUGCAGCCCUCGCAGCACCUAAGCGACAUCUGCAGAUCCCAAAACGCACCAAAAAGACAACAAAGUGACCCGAGGCCGUGCGGCACUGCUCUUGUUGCACACGUCCUGGCUCUGGGGGCGUUGGCACCCACUGGGGCUCAGCAGCAAAGGCACCACGGGCAGGGAUGUGUCCCACCGGCUCCAUGCGGUGUUGGCCUGGCCGAGCCCCUGUGCCACAGAUGGAUGUGCAUUGGCAGCCCGGCCCGACCCCCGGCUGCUUUCAGCACAGCGGCCGUGGAGACCUUUCUAUAGCAGAAAAACAAGAUGUAUUUUCCAUCUAUUUUUGCACACUUUGCGAUGUCGACAACGUGUAAAGGUUUUGUUGUUUCUUUUUUUUUUUUCUUUGACUGCCAAGUGGAUAACCCAGUUGUUAACUUUAUAUACUUUUACAUUCAUAUACUAAAUCUUCAAUGUGAUUUUUUUUUUUAAGGAGAAGCCUGUAAAGCACAACGCAGCCGUGCCCUCCCAGCGCCGCUGCCAGGAGGGGGUUCUGCCAUUCCCACCCACUGCCCCACGGCACACAAUAAAUGUUGUUUACAAAAACCUGCCUAAAAUUGUGGCACCCCAUGAAGGCGCUGAGCUCUGUGCUGCCUGAAAAGGGAGGAAAACCCACCCAGCCAACAGCCAAAGCUCCGCGGGCUGACAAUUGGACGGGGCCUGGGCUGGCCUUGCUUUUAAUGCCUAUGGUUUCUGCUGCUCUGCAGCCCGGCGUUGCCAUCUGGCACUCAGUGGGCAGUGCAGGUGAAAAUAUCCAACCCCCGGCUGAGCCCUCCGCUGCACUGAGAUGUGGGCACCACCGAACCGUCACCGAUGCUCUGUUUGAAAUGAAUUGUUUUGCUUUUAACGAUGCUUUUUUUUGUUUUGUUUUCCAAAUCUCAUUGGCUGCAGCAGUUCCGUGCUUUAUUUAUUUCCGUUUGUAAGUUGUUGUGCCAAAAAAAUUCAGUAGUUCCCAUAGGAGAAGCAGCGAGAGCAGCUGAAGCACAAAGCCAAUGGGGUUGAGCCACGUGUGACCCCAGAGCGCUCCGUCCCUCCGCUGUCAGUGCACACAACCGAGCCUGGAGCUGAAGGUUUUCCAUCCCAUUAAUCUUUAAGGGAGGGGAGAACAAAGCAGCACUGCACCCUACCCCAUGGUGGGGGGGGGGCUGAGGUCACAGCCCUCCACUCAGUGAUCCUUAUGGGCCCCUUCCAGCUUGGGCUAUUCCACAGUUACCCCCCGCUGACCAUUCAGAAGGGAACAUUUCCCUCUGCUCUGUGUGCCUGGGGGCAGCCCACCCCCCCACGGCACCCCAGGCACUGCCAGAGCAUCCCUCACCCUCACUGCAUUCCAACGCUGCUCCUGUUUGUUUCAUGUAUAAAGAUGUGUAUUUAAGAAGAAAAAAAGCUACUCGUGUAUAAAUCACAUACAUGGGGUUUUUUUUUUGCAGACAUUAUUUCUAUGGUGUAAAUUUAUAGCUGACAUUCUAACGGGAUGUUCAAAGCAAAGAAAAACGCUGUAGAUAUUUACCUGUGGCCAAUGCAAGUCUAGGAGCAAGCGUUCAUUUUUUUCUAAUUCCUCAGCCUCGGUUACAACACGAAUGUAAAAAGGAGAAUACUUUAUUUUUGUAAUGGUUGUGGCACCACCGCUGCAUCACCAGGAGCUGCUGGAGGAGGAGGGAUGUGCUGCACCCACUGCUUCACCCCCACAGCUCCAGCAUGGCCCCAACGCACAGCAGUCUUUAUUUCAGGUCACUCUCAGUUGCUUCUAUUCUGUCCCCAGUUUUCCCAAUGAAAUCUAAUGGUUUCACUGCCAGCAGUGGGUGGCACAGCUCCGGAUCACUGCUGGCUCAAAGCGCAGCACUUUGCCCAUUGGGGAAGCAGCGCUCCCCCGUCCCAUAGGGGAUGCACUGAGAUGGCACUGCUGGCCCAGGGAUGCCUCCUAUUCCCCCUUAGCUCACCCCUAUGGGGGAGAACACAGCGCUGGGGCUCCCAGAGCAACGCAACGCCCUCAGCAGAAACAGGACUCUAUGAAGGACGCAGAGCUGAAAGGCCCCGGGGAGGGCAGACACACGAGGGCUGUGACAGCCCCAGGUUUACUGGCACUGUGUGCUCCAUGGCACUAACAGCUCCAUCCUCUGAACACGGACCACAUCCCCACAGCACAUCACGCACUGCAGCAGUACUGAGUAGUCACACACCUGGCCCCAUUUCUACCCCUCCCUCCAAACACUGCCUUUUUACUUCCCAAGGGGGAACUGCUCUCCAGGUCAGCUCUGCGUGGGCUCCAUCGGCCACGGCCAACAGAAAAGGCAUCCUUCCCUCUCCGAGGCCUCAUUUUGGGACAUGUAUUCUUGGGGUGCACUGUGGACAGCCAACUGGAGAUGUUUUUGUACGAUUCCCGUGAAGACACUUCACAUUUCUGUAAAGAGAAACCGAAAUAAAAGAGCUGCAUGCAGCAACAACGGA